ACUACUGCGCACAUUACAGGAAGAGAAGAAGAAGGAUUUCGGUUGUGGGCGCGUUUGAUACCCGCCGCUGUUUGUUGUUGUAUUGUACCACAGACGACUCACAGGUACAGUUGGACCUCUAACACGAAGCCUGAGCCAUGAGUGAGUUCAGGAUCCACCAUGAUGUGAACGAGCUGCUCAGCCUGCUUCACGUCCGAGGAGGCGACGGAGCAGAGGGAUACAUAGACUUACUGCAGAAACACAGGACGCCUUAUGUGACAACUACAGUGUCUGCACACAGUGCCAAGGUUAAAUUAGCGGAGUUCUCUAAAACCCCCGAAGACUUCUUGAGGAAGUACGAGGAGCUCAAGUCCAAAAAUGUUCGAAACCUCGACCCUCUCGUCUAUCUGCUCUCCAAACUCUGCGAGGAUAAAGAGACGCUCCAGUUUCUGCAGCAGAAUGCCAAAGAGAGGUCGGAGUCGUCGGCGAACACGACGUCAACCACAACGACCAGUUACAGUCUGCCUCAGACCAGCUCCAAGAUGUCCAUGCAGGAACUGGAUGAGCUGCGGAAGAAGCUCGGCAACGUGACGGCCAGCUCCAACGCUCCUCUGCCUGCCGAAGUCAUACGGAAGACGCUCAGGGACAAACACAACAAGAAGAACCCCACCCAGCCCAACCCCGUGUUUCCUAACUGGGUGUACGACCGUCCUGCUCUCCUCGGAGACUUCAUCACCAGCCCCACGCCUCCAGGAGAUCCAGCUGUGGCCAUUGGUACGAUGCCCCUGGCUGCUCAGGAACAAGCUCUGGUGGAGGAUCUGCUGUUUGUCCUGGUUGGAGUUGACGGGCGGGACAUCACAGCUCAGCCUGUACUGGGGAGGCAGAACCGCUCCUUCAUCAUCGAUUCCACACUGGACAUGUCUGUGAAAGAGCUGGUUAACAGAAUAUUACCUGUUGCGUCAUAUUACUCCACAAUAACACGCUUCAUUGAAGAGAAGUCGUCCUUCGAGUACGGCCAGGUGAACCACGCGCUGACGGCGGCGAUGAGGACUCUGAUGAAGGAGUACCUGAUCCUGGUCACCCAGCUGGAGCACCUCCAGCGGCAGGGCCUGCUGUCCCUGCAAAAGCUCUGGUUCUACAUCCAGCCCACCAUGAGGACCAUGGAGAUACUCGCCUCUAUCGCGUCCUCUGUGGACAAAGGAGAGUGUAUGGGUGGGUCGACGCUAAGUCUUCUCCAUGAUCGAACCUUCAACUACACCGGUGACAGCCAGGCUCAGGAGCUGUGUCUCUACCUCACUAAAGCCGCCAGUGUCCCUUAUUUUGAAAUACUGGAGAAGUGGAUCUACAGGGGAAUCAUCAAGGAUCCAUACAGCGAGUUCAUGGUGGAAGAGCAUGAGCUGCAGAAAGAGAAAAUUCAGGAGGACUACAACGAUAAAUACUGGGAUCAGAGAUACACCAUUGUACAACAUCGGAUUCCCUCGUUUCUACAGAAAAUGGCUGACAAAAUAUUAAGCACAGGGAAAUACCUCAACGUGGUGCGGGAGUGCGGCCGCGAUGUGACGUGUCCUGACGCUAAGGAGGUCCUGUACACCCUGAAGGAGAGAGCUUACGUGGAGCAGAUAGAGAAAGCUUACAACUACGCCAGCAAGGUCCUGUUGGCCUUCCUCAUGGAAGAGAAGGAGCUGGUUUCACGGCUGAGAUCCAUCAAGCACUACUUCUUGAUGGACAAAGGCGAUUUCUUUGUGCACUUCAUGGACCUGACGGAGGAAGAGCUGAAGAAGCCAGUGGACGACAUUGUUCCCCCCAGACUCGAAGCCCUCCUGGAGCUGGCUCUGAGGAUGAGCACCGCCAACACAGACCCCUUCAAAGAUGACCUCAAGAUUGACUUAAUGCCUCAUGACGUCAUCACUCAGCUGCUGCGGGUGCUCGCCAUCGAGACCAAACAGGAGAAGGCCAUCAUCAACGCAGACCCGACAGACGUGGCCCUCAGCGGGCUGGAGGCCUUCUCCUUCGACUACAUCGUAAAAUGGCCGCUGUCGCUCAUCAUCAACAGGAAAGCCCUGACGAGGUACCAGAUGUUGUUCAGACACAUGUUUUACUGCAAACAUGUCGAGAGGCUCCUAUGCAACGUGUGGAUCAGCAACAAAGAUUUCAAGCAGUACUCGUUACGUUCUCCCAAAUGGUUUGCUGCGGCGUUCGCCCUCCGACAGCGGAUGCUCAACUUUGUGCAGAACAUCCAGUACUACAUGAUGUUUGAGGUGAUGGAGCCCACCUGGCACAUCAUGGAGAACAACCUGAAAACAGCGUCAAACAUUGAUGAUGUGCUUUGCCACCACACGAGCUUCCUGGACAACUGCCUGAAGGACUGCAUGCUGACCAACCCCGAGCUUCUCAGGAUCUUCUCCAAACUCAUGGCGGUCUGCGUCAUGUUCACAAACUGCAUGCAGCGGUUCACUCAGAGCAUGAGGUUAGAGCGCCUCUCUCUGGAACAAGGGACUAUGGAUGGACCUCCCACUCAGAGCGAACAUGCUGAGGAUGCCGAGAGGAAGAGGCUGACCACAAAGUUUUUAGCCGAGUACGUGGACGCCCUCCAGUCGGACGCAGGCUUUGAGGCCACCAUCAGUAAGUUUGACAGUAACUUCAGCAUGCUGCUGCUGGACCUGCUGGACAAGCUGAGCAUCUACAGCACCAACGACUGCGAGCACAGCAUGAUCAGCAUCAUCUACAGGCUGGAUUUCAAUGGAUUCUACACUGAGCGUCUGGAGAGGAUGGCCAUAGAGCGGAGUCAGAAAGCAGCAGUGUAGCAUGUUGGUAUUAACUGUCACCCAGCAAUAAAAACAUCCUUUCCUCACGUCUGUCCAUCGCUUCCAACAACCAACCGUCCAGAUAAUAACCACACAGACGUCGGCUGUUGAUUUAAAAGAGCUGAUACUUCAGUGUGUAUGUGAUAUAUUAUGGACUGUAUCGAAUGUAGAGUUCUAGUCUGAUGUUUGUUGACUCAUUUCAAUGCUUCAAAAAGUACAUUUUAAGAAAAAGUGGAGCUUCUAUGUUUAUUCUGCUCUGAAAAAUGAAAGUUAUGGCACUUCUUAUGGGUAACUUAUUGUACCUGUACAAUAAUAAUAAUAAUGUAUGUUUGUAUUCAUUAAAACUUUACUGAAUGAAGACUCCCUUUGCCUUAAAUAUACACCGUUUCUGACUGUUCCCGUGGAAACCUCCCUGCUGACAAAAUAAAAGUAAUUCUGAGGCUCCUA
Messenger RNA from Morone saxatilis (striped sea-bass), 3230 nucleotides. It is a transcript of the gene tubgcp2, whose product is annotated as tubulin, gamma complex associated protein 2. Gene Ontology annotation, molecular function: gamma-tubulin binding; microtubule minus-end binding. The record is from RefSeq and is a predicted model, not a curated record. Gene Ontology annotation, biological process: mitotic cell cycle; meiotic cell cycle; cytoplasmic microtubule organization. The coding region runs from base 138 to 2783 and encodes 881 amino acids. NCBI's taxonomy places the organism in Eukaryota, Metazoa, Chordata, Actinopteri, Moronidae. The transcript is spliced from 18 exons. Gene Ontology annotation, cellular component: equatorial microtubule organizing center; gamma-tubulin small complex; centrosome.